AUGAAAAAAAAUCAAAUAUUUUCUAAAAGUAUCAACAUCAUAAGAGAUCAUCAAUAAGAAUAUAAGCCUUCUUAACAGUCAGCCUCGAAAUCAAAAUAGGAAUCUGAUGAGGAGAAUGGAAAUAUGUACGCAUCCAAAAUAAUGAAGAAGGAUAUAAGGAAGCAAAUAAUCAAGAUUAAGAAUCAUUCCCACUAAGGAAAUAUGUAAAUUCAUCAAUAAUAGCCAAAAAAGCAUGGGAUUUUGAAUAUCACAAAAGGAGGUAAAUACAAAUCUUCAUCCUAUCUUAGAAUCAAAAAAACAAAUUUAAUAGAAGCCUACUGGAUCAUUUCCAAUAUUUAUUAGGAAUAUAAAGGAGGGAUCGACGUCUAGUGAAUUAAAAUAGUUAAUAAAUGACGAUUCGAGCAUAUUAGGAAUAUAAGUAAGAGAUGGUAGUUAUCUUAGAUUAAUAACAAAUAAGGCACGAUUACAUUUUCAAAUUAAUAAUCAGCUGAUUAAGCAAUUGGUUUAUAAUUAAAUAUAUUUUAUUAGAACUUAUAAACAACUACAAAGAAAAUGGUCAUUAAAUGAGUGCUGUACCAAAUUAUCAGCAAUCCAACAAAGUCAUCGUAUUGGGUUAAUUUUAAUCAGGCAGAGGAUUCAAAGAGGAUGGGAGACUGAGAAUGGAUGCAAAAGAAUCGAUUUUUGAUAGAAUACAAACCAAAAAAUAAUGAUGCA
Messenger RNA from Paramecium octaurelia, 714 nucleotides. Lineage: Eukaryota; Ciliophora; Oligohymenophorea; Peniculida; Parameciidae. The record is from the annotation of a GenBank genome assembly.